Molecule: messenger RNA, 2409 nt
Organism: Adineta steineri
Lineage: Eukaryota; Metazoa; Rotifera; Eurotatoria; Adinetida; Adinetidae
Source: the annotation of a GenBank genome assembly
AUGAAUGAACCAUUACAUCUAACAGAAAUUGGUAUUCGUUAUUUAUCUAAUUAUUUAUUACGUAUUGUUUCUAAUCAACCUAUUCAUAUAUGUGAAUUAUCAUGUUUAACACCGCGUUUAGGUAAUUUAUUACUUAAAACAAUAAUUGAAUCUAAACGAUUAGAUUCAUCCAAUUCAACUGAUUAUUUUCUUUCUUUAUUUAAUAAACCUGGUCAAAAAAAUGAAUUCAAAUCUGAAGUACUUAUACAAUUAAGUGAAUUAGAUUUUCAUUCAUGUUCAUUUAUAACCAAUCAAUCCAUAUCAAAAUAUUUAUUAUCACAUGAAUUAAUUGAAAUUAUUGAUUUACGUAAUUGUAAAAUAACAUAUAAAAUAUUUCAAUUAUUAACAAAAUAUUUUCCUCGUUUAACAACAUUAUAUAUUGGUCAAACAGAAGAUGUUUCUGAUAGAAAUUCAAAUGUCGAUGAAUUUUUUCUAAAAAUUUAUUUCGAUCCAAAAUAUUAUUUAAAAAAAUCGAAAUUAAAAUAUCUUUCAUUAGAAGGUAUUUAUACAACAACAAAUAAUGAAUUAAUUGAAGAGCUUUUUCAUAAUUCAUUAACACAAUCAAGUGAACAAAUACGUUUUCUUGAUUUAUCAAGAAAUUCAUCGCUAAAUAAUUUAACAUAUAUUGAUUGUUUUAAACAUAUACAUUCAUUAAUACUCUAUGAUAUAUUACCUGAUACAAUUGAAUUAGCAAUUGAUUCAAUAUGUACUUUAAAAGCAUUAGUUUUACUUGAUUUAUCAUUUACAAGACGUGUACAUGAACCACAUAAUUAUUCAAAACCAACAAUAACUUUAGCAAAAUUAAUCAGAUCAUUACCGAAAUUACUUUCAUUAGAUAUAAGUGGAACAAAUUUAGCAGGAGCCUUUUCAUUUAAUUCAAAUGAAGAAUUAGCAUAUAUAAAAAAAGAACUGUCAAUUGAUGAACAUGAAACUUUUACAAUACGAUCGAGUAUAGCUGGUUUAUUAUUAUUAAAACAUGAAUUAGAUUUUUUGGGACUAUUUGAUGUUGAAGAAAGGGGUUCAGCUAGACAAUGGUUACCAGCAAAAAAAAUAACCGGUGAACAUUCUGAGGAAAUGAUGAUAACCUCUCUUUCUCAUUAUAUGGAACGAUCGAAUAUGUUAACACAUGUUAUGGCACAUUUAUUUCGUUUAUACAAUCACUAUACUAUUCAAAAUCCAUUCGAUGCUGGAAAAUUAAUAAUGGAUGGUAUGGAAAAGCAUUUAUAUGAUCGUAGUCUUCAAACAUCGGGUAGUGCAUGUUUAUAUUAUGUUGUUGAUAUGUUUCAAAAUGAAUCGGAUACAAUGUUAGAAAAAUAUCAUGAUUAUUUAAAACGAUUACUUAUACUUAUUCUUACAGCAAUGAAAGCUCAUAUUCAUCAUUCACCAAUGAUUCGUAAUGGAUUAUUAACUAUAUCUCGAAUGCAAAUGCAUUUACCAAAUCAUAUUAUGAGUGCUUUUGAACAGACAAUUAAUGUUCUUAUUAAAUUUAUUGAACUUUAUUUACAUGAACCUGUUACCCAUGAUCCACUUUUACUUCAUAAUGCCUUAACAGUUCUUAAUCAUAUUGCAUGUAGUGUUGAUGGUCAAGAGAAAUUAUUUAUUGGACGUGUUGGUGUUAUUGAAAUUGCUAUUGAAAUAAUUCAUCGUUUCUUAAUUAAAAAAACUAGCUGUGAAAUAGUUGAAGUUGCUUGGACUUUACUAUGGAAUAUAACUGAUGAAACACCUGAGAAUUGUCGAAGGUUUCUUGAAGAUAAUAAUGGUUUACAAACAUAUUACGAUUGUUUAGAAUUAUGGUCGGAUAAACGUGAUCUUAUACGAAAUAUGUUAGGAUUACUAGGCAAUGUUGCUGAAGUAAAAGAAUUAAGACAUCAUUUAGUUACUCCUAUGCAUAUGGAAAAAUUCAGAAGUUUAUUAAAACGAUCACAAGUAAAUGAUAUAGAAAUUCCAUAUAAUUGCGGUGGAGUUCUUGCAAAUAUUCUUUCCGAUGGUAUUGAUGCAUGGAAAAUAGGUUCAAGCAUUGAACAAGAAGUUGUCAAUCAAGAAAUGUGUGAUGCUAUACAAACAUGGGAUUUACGGAGACAACGAACAAUUAAUUAUCGAUCAUUAGCACCCAUUCUAAGAUUAUUAAGUGACAAUUAUCCAAGUGGUUGUGUUAUGUGGGCUGUUUGGGCAAUGACUAAUUUAACUACUGUUCUCCCGGAAAAAUAUUGUACAUUAGUUCGAAAUGAAGAUGGUGAAUCAUUAUUAACUCAAAUUUUAUACAGUGACAAAUUAACUGAUGCAAUAAAGAAUUUAGCUCAAGCAGCUCUUGCUAACGUUCAACGUUUUUAUGAUCCACCUGUUCCCAUGGAUAUUGCGCCUGAUGAUUAA